Molecule: messenger RNA, 2702 nt
Organism: Saimiri boliviensis boliviensis (Bolivian squirrel monkey)
Lineage: Eukaryota; Metazoa; Chordata; Mammalia; Primates; Cebidae
Gene: OTULIN
Product: OTU deubiquitinase with linear linkage specificity
Biological process (GO): regulation of tumor necrosis factor-mediated signaling pathway; protein linear deubiquitination; innate immune response
Cellular component (GO): cytoplasm
Molecular function (GO): cysteine-type deubiquitinase activity
Source: RefSeq, a predicted model, not a curated record
GCCUCCCUCCGGCCGCACCUCCACCCGCCAGGUCAGAGGCCGCGGGGCGGGCCUUGGUGACUCGCGCGGAAGCGCCUUGUGGACCCUCGGAAGCCGCCCGGGCAGCAGAGAGGCUGCGCCCACAGCCUGGCACCCCGAAGGCAGGGUCUCGGGACCGUUCCGAGCCGGCUGAACCCCUUCGGCCCCAAGCGGCCGCAUGAGUCGGGGGACCAUGCCUCAGCCCGGAGCCUGGCCGGGCGCGAGCUGUGCCGAGACACCGGCGCGGGAGGCUGGGGCCGCGGCGCAGGAGGGCGGGAAGGCGGCGGCAGGCGGGCAGCCGCGGUCCGAGAUGCGGUUCCCGGCCGAGCAUGAGGAGGACAUGUACCGUGCUGCAGAUGAAAUAGAAAAGGAAAAAGAAUUGCUUAUACAUGAAAGAGGGGCAUCAGAACCAAGAUUAAGUGUAGCUCCUGAAAUGGAUAUCAUGGACUACUGCAAAAAAGAAUGGAGGGGAAAUACACAGAAAGCAACAUGUAUGAAAAAGGGCUAUGAGGAGGUUUCUCAGAAGUUCACCUCCAUACGGCGAGUCCGUGGUGAUAAUUACUGUGCACUGAGGGCCACGUUGUUCCAGGCCAUGAGCCAGGCUGCUGGGCUGCCACCCUGGCUGCAGGACCCAGAGCUCACGCUGUUGCCAGAAAAACUUAUAAGCAAAUACAACUGGAUCAGGCAAUGGAAACUUGGACUGAAAUUUGAUGGGAAGAACGAGGACCUGGUUGAUAAAAUUAAAGAGUCCCUUACUCUGCUGAGGAAGAAGUGGGCAGGCUUGGCUGAAAUGAGAACUGCUGAAGCAAGACAGAUAGCUUGUGAUGAACUAUUCACAAAUGAAGAGGAAGAAUAUAGCCUCUAUGAAGCUGUAAAAUUUCUAAUGCUAAACAGAGCCAUUGAACUGUAUAAUGAUAAAGAGAAAGGAAAGGAAGUACCAUUUUUCUCUGUGCUUCUGUUUGCUCGGGACACAUCAAAUGACCCAGGACAGCUGCUGAGGAACCACCUAAACCAAGUGGGACACACUGGUGGUCUUGAACAGGUUGAAAUGUUCCUUCUUGCCUAUGCUGUGCGCCACACAAUCCAGGUGUACCGGCUCUCUAAGUACAGCACAGAGGAGUUCAUCACAGUCUACCCUACCGACCCACCCAAGGACUGGCCAGUGGUAACGCUCAUUGCUGAGGACGAUCGCCACUAUAAUAUCCCUGUCAGAGUGUGUGAGGAGACCAGUCUGUGAGAGACGCAUGCUCCUGACAGCCUGGUGAUGUGGCCAAGAUGCACAGGUGGCUGCUGGGUUUGGGCUGCAGGCCUGAGGGGUCUCUAAGAACAAUCUUUGAGAACCUUGGGGCCCUGGGAGCCAAGUUGGACAGGAUGUCCUGAAGAUUAGCUUUUGAUAAGAGAAAUUAACCAAGUCUUUCCCCUCAUCUUUGAUGCAAUAUAUUUCAUUGGGGGCCUUCAGAGCACACCUGUUGGACAGUGCAAACUAUAUCUUUUCCAGAAGGCAAAUACUUUUGUAUCAGAGGAAACUAAGUUUUGGAAAGGAAUAUGUUCUUUAUAUCUCAAAUCAAAGCUCUCUCAAAUGGUACACUGGCUUCUAAGUUUUUUAAGACAGUAUUUUUCCCCUCUCUAGUAGUAAUGAUUUUCUGUAGAACUCCCUAUACAGUCUGCUUUAACUCAGGACCUUCAGAUUAUGAGAUGGAUGUGCUGCCCACUGCACUAAGGGGGCCUCUAACAGUCUGCUUUAAGUGGUAUAAUUCUGAGAUGGAUCUGUUACUGGCAUAGUCAUGACAACCUGUGGUAAUCUCAUCUUCUUAUGAAGAGAAGAGCAAUGGUUUAGACUUACAUCUUAAUUAAGGCUAUUUUAAGCAGAUUGUCUUGCAGCAGAUUAAGAAUUGGGUCCCAGAGUGGGUUAUUUCAAGGCAUUUUUGAAGACUGGAGGAGCCGUAGGAGGGAGUGAUGAGGGAACCUACAACUGCUUCCUCCUUGUGAUUGUGACAGGUGUCCGAUGUCUCCAGUGCACUGGAGUCCGGGGCUUGGUGCAGGUGGUGCACCAUCAGUGUGGACAGACACUACUUGCCUUUGUGCUUUAGUGUUGGAAGCUUUAAUUAUUCUUCAGUUCCAUAGAUUCAUGAUUUUAUAGCCAGACAGUUUCUAUCCACCUGUUUUCAAAGGAGGAAACCGAGGCCAAAUUACUUUGAUGUAGGGCUGAGCUGGACCCAGGUUUUCCUGUGCUCUUUGCAUGCUGUGUUGGAGGGUAUGUCCAUUGUCAGAUCUGUGUAACCCAUCUGGGGCAGGGGAUGAGUGACAGCAAACCAUCUCAGAUUUUUCACGAGUACAUUAAGCAGAAGCAUGUAGGAAUAUGAGUGCAAAAGUGUGGCUGAGCUGCCUAUGCCCUUGAUUGGUUGAGAAGCCCGAGAGAGGCAGCCUUCUUGGCUAUGAACCAUCAUCUGCCCAGUCAGGCUAAGGAUGGUGACUGGGUGGUGAAGGGGCAACUCUCCUGAGCAUGAUCUGCCUUAUGGCCUGAACUGGCCUCGCUGUGGACUGCAGAUGGUGUUCACGUGAAUCAGAGACAACAGGAUUGUACUGGCAGCCCCUGAAUUGGCUCAACAUUUGUGGAGGUGGUGUUUCCCUGAAGUACUGAGCUUUGUUUUAUAAUAUUAAAAUCUUUAUUUGGUCCAAUUUAA